Messenger RNA from Didymodactylos carnosus, 1401 nucleotides. Lineage: Eukaryota; Metazoa; Rotifera; Eurotatoria; Philodinida; Philodinidae. The record is from the annotation of a GenBank genome assembly.
GUGCACAUCAGCUGAUUUUUUUAAAUCGAAAUCAAAGGAGAUCGCAAAAAUGUGGAUCUACACACAUUUUUUUUGGUGCCGUUCACAGGUUCUAAAUCGUGUAAAGCUAGAGAUGUGUUAAUGAAUAAUGCCUUCUAGUCUAAUCAUGAAAUAUUUCGACGCAAAUGUGAAGUAAACUAAACCUCAGCGCUUCAUCUCGAUGUUCCUGACUUAGGCGUCGGAGUAAUAUAUUUUAGCUACCUCUUUUAGAGGUAAUUAGUCGUUUCAUUUAAUGAGCUUCGACGCAUACAUCACAUAGUUCUGUACCACUAACAGUCGUGACAAGUGCUAUAACGAAUCCUGAACGAGUUUCACUAAUGCAAUGAAACGCUUUUAUACGACAGUAACCUCGAAAUAUGUGUGUAGAUCCACAUUUGUGCGAUCUCCUUUGAUUUCGAUUUAAAAAAUCAGCUGAUGUGCACGGACGUCCAUAUACCGUUUAGAGUAAUUAGAUCUAGUAUAGUCUGUCAAAACAAACAUAGUUAUUGCUUCAGCCUACAAUAAUCCCUUUUAUGCGAGUUAGCUAUUCCUUUUUUCUGGUAAUAGCAGCUGAUUCAUCGACAUCACCGUAUAGAAUAAACAUGCUUCACCUUAUAUGGUAAAUGUGCGUGACAAAUCCUACGGAAAAGUGAAGGUGCUUCAUAUGAAACAAAGUAAAGGUAUAUCAUUUUGUAAUACAUAAUACUUUAGAUAUUAUUGAUCGAUCGUGCUUGAAUAUUCUGAGCAAAUGGAUAAUCAAAACCGUAAACCAUCAAAGUAAGAUUUCUGUAAUACUUUCUGUUAAAUGAGUUGAUUUUGAUGAAUUCGUUUCACAGAGCUAAACACGAUUCUUCCAAGCAUCGUGUGAAUGAGGCAAAGUCAAUGCCUCCAUCGUCAUCAAAUCAAAGCGUCUUGGAUGAAAUAGCUAAUUUUAAAAAACGGCAUUUGAAGAAAACCGUUACGAAUGAUCGUAGUGCCCCAAUUCUGACUAAUAUUGAGCCAAUUAACGUUAAAAGGUCAUCCAUCGAUAAAGGCUAUACUCAACCAGCGCAUAAUAGCGGGAGUGGAUUAUCAUCAUCGACCGUAGGAGUAACAUCCACCAAUCCGUAUGAAGCAGGGCUUCAGCAUCGAGUUCCAUCAAGAGGAAAAACUACAGAACAAAAAACAACUUCAUCGACAUCAAGAAACACGGGCGGGAGUGGAUUACCAUCAUCGACCGUAGGGGUAACAUCCACCAAUCCGUAUGAAGCAGGGCUUCAGCAUCGAGUUCCAUCAAGAGGAAAAACUACAGAACAAAAACCAGCUUCAUCGACAUCAAGAAACACGGGCACAUCGCUACCGGCACAGAUGUCUACAACAGAGAGGAAGAAGACUCGACUAUAA